Molecule: messenger RNA, 2156 nt
Organism: Harpegnathos saltator (Jerdon's jumping ant)
Lineage: Eukaryota; Metazoa; Arthropoda; Insecta; Hymenoptera; Formicidae
Gene: dib
Product: Cytochrome P450 302a1, mitochondrial
Exons: 7
Coding region: 245-2083 (612 amino acids)
Molecular function (GO): monooxygenase activity; heme binding; iron ion binding
Source: RefSeq, a predicted model, not a curated record
UGCUAUGUAAACCUAAGCGAUAUUCUAUAGUGCACACUUGUACAAUAUUUAUAUUACACACGAGUGAUAUUAUUGUUGUAACAACGAUCACAGAACGACCGAAGUAGCCACGUUCGCAGUUUAAUAACAUUCGUCAGCUCGCGCUCAUGUUUCCUUAAACGCUGAAGCAAGGAACGGCGUACUAUACCGGGGGGUGAGGAGGGGAGGGGGCAGGAGGGGGCUCUAUCUUCGUAGAAUCAGAUUUAUGCUAACGAUUCAGAGCAGCAGGAUCGAACGAGUACACGAGAGAAAAGCAGAAAGCGCGAAAUUCGUAAAUUUCCCAACAACAUCGACAACGUGUGAUGUACCCGUGAAUGCAGCGAUGUGGAGAACGAGGAUAGAAACAGCGAAGAAACUUCUCGCUCGCUCGUGCUCGGCCAAUUCGAAGCACGCCCAGGAUGUGAGACCCUUCGAGGACAUUCCGGGCCCGAAAUCCUUGCCCGUUGUCGGCACGCUGUACAAAUAUCUUCCUCUUAUCGGUAAGAACAGUGUUUCUCGCAAGAUCGUGCAAGAGAGCUCGGUCUCACGGAAAAUCUCAAUUCGUGACAAUAACGGAACUCGCUGCCUCGAACAAACAAGCUCCACCGGGCGUUCCGACAUUACAGGCGAGUACAGUUUCACCAGGUUGCACACGACGGGUUUGUUGAAACUGAAGCGUUACGGACCCUUGGUGCGGGAAGAAAUAGUACCUGGCGUGCCGACGGUCUGGGUGUUCCGACCGGAAGACAUUGCGAGUGUCCUGCAGGCCGAGGCGGGCCUUUACCCGGAGAGAAGGUCGCACUUGGCUCUUCUCAAGUAUCGGAAAGACCGAAGUAACGUUUACAACACCGGUGGACUUUUACCUACAAACGGUGCUGAUUGGUGGAGACUGCGCAGGGAAUUUCAAAAGGUCCUUAGCAAACCCCGUAACGUGGCCGAGUAUCUGGAGGACACCGAUGUCGUGGUCCAAGAGUUCGUGAAACUUUGCCAGCUGGAGAAGAUUGACGAUUUUUUGCCGUUACUCUCGCGUCUUUUUCUCGAAUUGACAUGUCUCGUUGCCUUCGACGUGAGAAUGAACAGUUUCUCCGAGGAGGAGAGACGUCCCGACUCUAGAAGCUCGAAGCUUAUCGAUGCAGCUUUCGAAACAAACAGCGUUAUAGUGAGAUUAGAUAAUGGUCCAAGGCUUUGGCGAUACUUCGAGACGCGAUUAUAUAGGAAGCUGCGCAAAGCGCAGAGUUACAUGGAAGAGGUGUCGCAGCAGAUGGUGUCCCAGAGAAAUCAGAGCACAUCGAUACGCCGCAAGAAGUCUCUCUUGGAGGAGUACUCGCGGAACGAGGCGUUAGACAUCAAGGAUAUCGUUGGUAUGUCGUGCGAUAUGCUGCUCGCCGGUGUGGAUACCACGACGUACAGCACAUCGUUUGCUCUGUAUCACCUCGCGAGGAAUUCCGACCUGCAGGAUAAACUGAGACAUGAGGCCACAGCGUUACUGGCAGAUCCCGAUUCCCCGAUAACAUUGGAGGUUUUGAGCAACGCCGCAUACACGAAAGCCGUGAUCAAGGAAACAUUCCGCAUGAAUCCCAUUUCCGUCGGGAUCGGUCGUAUCCUGCAGACCGACGUGGUUCUCAACGGAUAUCACGUACCCCGAGGCGUAAUUAAUCGAAUUGAUCGAAUGAGCGUUCGUUCGCUAGUUAGUCCCGCAACAAGUGUAACGCAAGGAAAUGCCGUCGAAACGUUUCAGACCGUGGUCGUGACGCAAAACCAGGUGACAUGCCGCUUGCCGGAGUACUUCAACGAGCCGAACUCCUUCGUUCCGGAACGGUGGCUACGUUCCAAGGACCGGACGACGAGAGAAAGCAUAAACCCGUAUCUGGUGUUGCCCUUCGGACAUGGGCCGCGAUCAUGCAUCGCGAGACGAUUCGCGGAGCAAAACAUUCAGGUUGUGCUUCUUCGAAUGUGCAGAAACUUGCGUUUUACUUGGUGCGGCGGUAACCUCGGAACGAAGUCCUUGCUGAUCAACAAACCCGACGCGCCUAUCAAGCUGGAAUUCGAAUGCGUGAACGCGUAAGAGGAAAACAAAAUUGUUCUUCGAGCGACGAGCUCGAACGCGAAAAGCUUACAAUCGCAGAUUUGUGGCAUCA